AUGAGAAGGGUUGCUAAUAAUAUCCCGGGGUUAAACGUCGAUGGCAAGUGGAUUUUCAAGCCCUCAGAAGUGAAAAGAGAAGUUCGCCAUUUUUUUAAGCAACGGUUUGUUGAGGAGAUGCCUGACCGUCCGACUUUGGAGUGCUAUGGUAUUAAAAACUUGUCUGAUGUCGAAGCCGAGAAUAUUGUGGUUCCAUUUUCUGAAUUGGAAAUCAAAGAAGCUGUGUUCGAUUAUGGGAGCGAUAAGGCACCGGGUCCGGAUGGUUUUAAUUUCCGAUUCAUAAAGCGGUUCUGGCCGGUUUUAGCUAAUGAUUUUGUUAAGUUGUUGCAGAAGUUUUUUGAAACAGGGAGAUUUAUUCUUGAUGGACCGCUUAUCAUUAAUGAAAUAUAUUCCUGGGCGAAAAAGACCGGCAAAGAAUUAUUCUUUUUUAAAAUUGACUUCGAGAAAGCUUAUGAUAAUAUCAAUUGGAGGUUCUUGAAAUUGAUUAUGAAGCAAAUGAAUUUCCCGGAUAGAUGGUGUAAUUGGAUCAAGGGUGUGUUACAUUCGGCUCGUUCAUCCGUUCUUGUGAAUGGAUCUCCUACGUUCGAGUUCAAUUGCGAAAAGGGUAUUAGACAAGGUGAUACUAUCUCGCCUUUUUCAUUUUUGAUCGUUAUGGAGGGUUUGUCUUCGAUGCUUAGGAUGGCUUGUGAUAAUGGUAUGUUUGAUGGGGUGCAAUUGAAUAAUGAUGGCCCUAUUAUAUCUCACCUUCUAUAUGCCGAUGAUACAAUGGUUAUGGGCAAAUGGUCUCAAUUCAACUUUAAUGUUUUGAAGAGAAUUCUUCGAAUAUUUCAUUUGUGUUCCGGCCUUCGAAUAAACUUGCACAAGUCGAAUUUAUUUGGGAUAGGGAAGAGUGUGGAGGAGAUUGAAGUUUGCGCAAAUGGGAUGGGUUGUAGAUCGGGGGUUUUUCCAUUCAAGUAUUUGGGAAUUUUAGUGGGCACCAAUAUGAACCGAAUUAGUAAUUGGGAUUCGGUGGUUGAUGUAUUCAAAAAGCGCUUAUCUUCUUGGAAGGCAAGUGUGGUUUCUAUUGCAGGUAGUGUUAUUCUUAUCAAGUUGGUUCUUGAAAGUUUACCGUCGUGUUAUUUCUUAUUGUACAAAGCCCCGGUCACGGUUAUUAAUAAGCUUGAGGUUAUCAUCAAACGUUUCCUAUGGGGAAGAUGUGAUGAAAAGAACAAGAUACAUUGGGUCGCUUGGGAUAGAGUUACGAAAAGUAUAAAAGAUGGAGGAUUGGGUCUCUCCAAGUUGGAAGAUAAUAAUUACGCGAUGCUUUUGAAAUGGUUGUGGAGAUAUCGAGUAGAAAACGGGGCGCUUUGGAGGAAGUUUGUGGACGCUAUACAUGGUUCGAAUAGAAGAUGUGAAACAAUUCAGUGUAAUAAUCGCUUCUCAGGCGUUUGGUCUAGAUUGGUGAAAGUCGGCUAUAGUCUUAAAGUGAAUGGUAAUGGCUUUGUCAAUAUGGUCCGAGGGGUCGUGGGCGACGGUUCGACUAUUAAAUUCUGGAUUGAUCCUUUGCAUACGACGGAACCGUUAAAGAUUAAAUUUCCUUCUUUGUUUCGGUUGGAGGGUCGGAAACGUUGCACUAUGGCAGAUAGAUUUUUCGAUCAUAAUAGCCCUCCCACCAUUUGCUGGAAUUGGAAGCAUUAUCCGAAUAAUGGCCUUGAAGUGGACGAGCUCAUUCAGUGUCAUCGAGUUCUUUCGGGAGUUCAGCUUAGCGGCCGAGAGGAUUCUUGGGCCUGGAACCAGGAUUCGGGUGAAGACUUCUCGGUUAAGGAAGCCCGAAAAUGGAUAAAAGGUAGCGAUUCUAGUGUAGAUAAUACGAUUUAUAAUUGGUGCAAGUGGAUCCCGAGCAAAUGUAAUAUAUUCAUGUGGAGGGCUAGCUUGGAUAGAAUCCCCACCAAAAAUGCCCUCCUUCAUCGAAAUGUCAAUGUAGGAGAUGGUUUAUGCGGAUUGUGUGGGGAUAUCGACGAAAUGGUUGACCAUUUCUUUUCGGGUUGUAGGGUAGUGUGUGAAGUUUUGGAUGCUAUUGCUUCUUGGUGCAAAAUUCCACGAUUCUUUGUGUUUUCUCUAUCCGAUGUGUUACAUAUUACAGAUCAAUUGAUUUAUCCAUCGAAAAAGAAGAAGAUAAUCUACGGCAUCAUCAUUAUCGUGUGUUGGCGAAUUUGGAAGGCAAGGAACGAAAAGGUUUUCAACAGAGUGGAUUCGAAUGUAGUUCACAUUGUUUCGGAUGUGAAGUCUUUGGGUUUCAUAUGGUUUAGAAGUAGACACAAGGAGGGUUCGAUAGAUUGGAGAAAUUGGUGUAAUUUUAUUUUCCCGUUGAUGUAA
Molecule: messenger RNA, 2355 nt
Organism: Helianthus annuus (common sunflower)
Lineage: Eukaryota; Viridiplantae; Streptophyta; Magnoliopsida; Asterales; Asteraceae
Exons: 2
Coding region: 1-2355 (784 amino acids)
Source: RefSeq, a predicted model, not a curated record